This is a messenger RNA of Malurus melanocephalus (red-backed fairy wren), 1605 nucleotides long. It is a transcript of the gene EFNA2, whose product is annotated as ephrin A2. Gene Ontology annotation, cellular component: plasma membrane. The record is from RefSeq and is a predicted model, not a curated record. The transcript is spliced from 3 exons. NCBI's taxonomy places the organism in Eukaryota, Metazoa, Chordata, Aves, Passeriformes, Maluridae. Gene Ontology annotation, biological process: osteoclast differentiation; axon guidance; ephrin receptor signaling pathway. Gene Ontology annotation, molecular function: ephrin receptor binding. The coding region runs from base 1 to 789 and encodes 262 amino acids.
AUGAGGGGCCUCGAGGAGCACAGCGUGGCCUGGUCCUCGUCCCCUGGGCUGCCAGCGACGUUCCACCGCGGCGAUUACACGGUGGAGGUGAGCAUCAACGACUACCUGGACAUCUACUGCCCGCACUACGAGGAGCCCCUGCCCGAGCGCAUGGAGAGGUACAUCCUCUACAUGGUCAACUACGAGGGCCACGCGUCCUGCGACCACCGGCAGCGCGGCUUCAAGCGCUGGGAGUGCAACCGCCCCGAUUCCCCCAACGGGCCCCUCAAGUUUUCCGAGAAAUUCCAGCUCUUCACGCCCUUCUCGCUGGGCUUUGAGUUCCGACCCGGCCACGAGUAUUACUACAUCUUGUUCCUGUCCCUGUCCCUGCCCUGCCCUGAGCGGGUGCACCCCCGGCUGAUCCCCCUGGACAAUGUCACCUCUGCCACACGGGGACGGGAUCCAAUGCUCCCUAACCCCAUUAAAAGGGCAGGAACCGGGGUGCCCCGUGCCCUCACCCACCCUGGGGAUGUCCCGGGGAUAGCAGCAUCACUUUUGGGGAAGCCAGGAUUUUGGGGAAGGAUCAACACCCAGCUCAUCUCCGCGGGAAUGCCGCCGGAUCCCAACCCCACCGCACCUCUGCAUCCAKCCCGGCUCACACCUCCCUCUCCUCCUCCUUUUCCCGCAGACGAUUCCCUGUACGAAUCCCCGGAGCCCAUUUUCACCAGCAACAACUCGUGCUGCAGCCUCAGGGUGCCGCCGGCGGCGCUGGCGGUGGUGCCGGUGGUCUGGACGCUCCUGCUCUCGUAGCACCGACACCGACACCGGGAGCGGCCCGGGCGCGGAUCCCGCUCGCCCCGAACGGCCGGGAUGGUGCCCAGGGAGGGUCGGUGCUGCCGGCGAGGAUCCUGUCGCCGCUGCCGCUGUCUGAAGUCGCCGCCGUGGCACGGCCGUCCCGCCGGGAGCGGUGCCGGGCUCAGCCGAGGGAUGGAUCCCGAUUUCCAUCCCGGUCCCGCAGCUCCGGCUGUCCCGGUGGGGCGUCGCUUUUUACAUUUCUAGACCAAAUACAGAGUCCUCGUCCGUUUGUUUUUUUUGGUUUUUUUUCCCUUUGCUUUAUUUUAAUUUUUUUUUUAAAGAAAAAAAAAAGAUUUUUAUUUUUAUUUCUUGAAUUGUUCCUGUCGGGGUCCCCCCCCGGUGCCAGACUGACCCGCACAGACCGGGCUUGGCCGCCCCACUGAACCCUCAUUGUCCCUGGCCACGGGCAGAGCCACCGGGACCACCGGACACAGCGAUGGUGCCACCGGCUCCGUGGGCACGGACUCCUUCCCAGCCUGGCUGCAGGACGUCACGGAGCCGGACCUGCCACCCCCGGCCACCCCCGGCCACCCCCGGCCACCCCUGCCCCGGGCACGGCGGGUCUGGAUGGACACAGCCCCCGCUGAGCACCCGGGGGUCACCCCAGACCCUCCGCCCGUACCGUGGGUGUCACCACCGUCCCCAUGGAUGUCACCACUGUCCCCAUGGGACACCGGGGAGGCUCCGUGGGGAGCAAAGGAAACUGGAUGGAGCUGAAAGGAGCACCGGGGACAGCUGGCACGGGGACACUGGGAUGGUCAGUGUGGAGAG